Molecule: messenger RNA, 1269 nt
Organism: Pteropus alecto (black flying fox)
Lineage: Eukaryota; Metazoa; Chordata; Mammalia; Chiroptera; Pteropodidae
Product: pepsin A-1
Exons: 9
Coding region: 1-1161 (386 amino acids)
Biological process (GO): proteolysis
Molecular function (GO): aspartic-type endopeptidase activity
Source: RefSeq, a predicted model, not a curated record
AUGAAGUGGCUGCUGCUGCUCGGCUUGGUGGCUCUGUCUGAGUGCCUUAUCUACAAGGUCCCCCUCGUCAAAAAGAAGUCCUUGAGGAGGAACCUGAUCGAGCAUGGCCUGUUGGCAGACUACCUGAAGACACACAAACUUAAUCCAGCCAGCAAGUACUUGAAGGAGGCCGCCUCCUUCACGGACACCGAGACCCUUGAGAACUACUUGGACAUGGAGUACUUCGGCACCAUUGGCAUCGGAACCCCUGCCCAGGAGUUCACCGUCAUCUUUGACACCGGCUCCUCCAACCUGUGGGUGCCCUCGGUCUAUUGCUCCAGUCUUGCCUGCUACAACCACAACGUCUUCAACCCUGAGGAUUCCUCCACCUUCGAGGCCACCAGCGAGACGGUCUCCAUUACCUAUGGCACCGGCAGCAUGACAGGCAUCCUCGGAUACGACACCGUCCAGGUUGGAGGCAUCUCCGACACCAACCAGAUCUUCGGCCUGAGCGAGACAGAACCCGGCUCCUUCCUGUACUACGCACCCUUCGACGGCAUCCUGGGUCUGGCCUACCCCAGCAUUUCCGCCUCGGGAGCCACACCCGUCUUUGACAACCUGUGGGACCAGGGGCUCGUUUCCCAAGACCUCUUCUCUGUCUAUCUGAGCUCCGAUGACGACAGUGGCAGUGUGGUGAUAUUUGGUGGCAUCGAUUCUUCUUACUACAGUGGAAGCCUGAACUGGGUGCCUCUGUCUUCUGAGACCUACUGGCAGAUCACCGUGGACAGUGUCAUCUUGGACGGAGAGGCCAUCGCUUGCAGUGCGACCUGCCAGGCCAUUGUUGACACCGGCACCUCCCUGCUCGCUGGCCCAACCACCGCCAUUAGCAGCAUCCAGAAGUACAUUGGAGCCAGCGAGAACUCGGACGGCGAUAUGGUGGUCAGCUGCUCAGCUGCCAGCGAGCUGCCCAACAUCAUCUUCACCAUCAACGGCGUCCAGUACCCUCUGCCCUCCAGUGCCUACAUCCUGGAGAGCGACGAUGUGUGCAUCAGUGGUUUCCAGGGCAUGGACCUCCCCACCUCCUCCGGGGAUCUCUGGAUCCUGGGUGACGUCUUCAUCCGCCAGUACUUCACCGUCUUUGACAGAGCAAACAACCAGGUCGGCCUGGCUUCUGCGGCCUAAGCCUGAGUCUUUCCGGUCACUUCCCAGGAUGAUCCAGCCCCAGCUCGGUGCCCACUCUAGACGUACAUAAUUCUCCUGAUUGCUUUUCCUGUGGGAUUGCGAAGGUGG